Molecule: messenger RNA, 2508 nt
Organism: Chionomys nivalis (European snow vole)
Lineage: Eukaryota; Metazoa; Chordata; Mammalia; Rodentia; Cricetidae
Product: leucine-rich repeat-containing protein 37A3-like
Exons: 10
Coding region: 1-2394 (797 amino acids)
Molecular function (GO): protein binding
Source: RefSeq, a predicted model, not a curated record
AUGGUGGCCUAUGAGGAAGAGAAGACAGGAUUUAGUGACGAGUUAAAUUUAGAGCUGGGCUUAUAUGAACUGUUUCUUCACAGGAAUUUCCAAGGAAAUUCUAUUUCUUACGUUGACAAAAAUGUAUGGAAGGCAUACCGUUGGACUGAGAAACUAAUUCUCAGUGAAAAUCUCCUGACUGAAUUACGUAAGGACUCAUUUGAAGGCCUGCUAUCUCUCCAGGUUUUGGAUUUAUCCUGCAAUAAAAUACGCUAUAUUGAAAGAAGGACAUUUGAGUCGUUACCUUUUUUGAAGUAUAUGAACCUUGGGUGCAAUUUACUCACUGAACUGAGCUAUGGAACAUUUCAAGCAUGGCAUGGAAUGCAGUUUUUACAGAAAUUAAUCCUCAGCCAGAACCCUCUGACAGUUGUUGAAGAUCCCUACCUUUAUAAGUUGCCAGCAUUAAAAUAUUUAGACCUGGGGACAACACGUGUGCCGCUAGCAGCGCUUGAGAACAUCCUCAUGAUGAGCCUGGAGCUGGAGCAUCUAAUCUUACCUAGACAUAUGGCCUGCUGCCUCUGCAAAUAUAAAACUGAUAUUGAGGUUGUCUGCAAGACAGUCAAACUGCAUUGCCAUACUGGAUGUCUGACAAACACCACACAUUGUCUUGGAGCAUCUAUAGGGAACCCCGAAGGAGCAUUCAUGAAGGUGUUGCAGGCCCGGAAGGAGAACACCAGCACUGAGGUCACUAUUGAACCAGAGAUGGGCUAUCCAGAAAAAGAUGAUCUUAGCUCUUCAGGCUUCAUGGACGAGCAGCUCGACUUUAACGAUGAAAGUGAUGUGAUUAGUGCCCUGAAUUACAUACUGCCAUAUUUCUCAGAGGGAAAUCUGGAAGAUGUAGUGUCGACAUUGCUACCAUUUAUAAAACUGCUGUUUUCUAAUGUACAAAAUGCAGAUGGUUCACUGGAAUCCUACAAAAAUGAUUCAAGGAGGCUUGCUCUUAACCCUGUACCAAAAACAAGUAAGAUGGCUUACAAAAAUAAACUGAAUAAACUUUAUUUUCUAGAGAAUUUGUUAGAUACAGAGAUUGGUGAGGUUAGAAAGAAAGAGAAAACUGCCAUGCUUAUGCAGCAGUCUGGCCACUUGAGUCCCAAAUUUAAACGACUAAUAUUUGGAAAGAGAUGGGCACCUGCCCAGGCAGAGGAAAACAGUCUCGCAGAGAUUGAGAAGGCAGAGAAAAGACUCCACAGCCUGAACAGAGUGCUCAAGAGGACAGGAAGCAGACAGAAAAGGCGCUUCAGGGAAGUGAGUGACAAGAGCCUGUGGAAUAAGCAGAGUGUCCAGACACCUGUGGAGAGCAUCACCAAAGACGGGCAGCUCGGGAGCCCACCCACAGCGGAGUUGCAGCAGCUCGGUCUGGUUCAGAAGCCCAGGACGUUAGUGGGAAAUUCCUUCCACCCAGAGCCCUUGCUCCCAAAGGAGCAUGGGGAGGCAGUGUCUUCUUCCCAAGAACAGUCGCUGGUGGACAAGACUCCCACUACAAAAUCGCUGCCUGAGUUCAUAGACAGACGAAAAGACUUGUCUUACACCAUUUUCAUUUUAGAAAGUGCAAACGCCAAUGUGAAAAGAACAAAGGGGUCUAGCCCUAGUUUACUGUCUGAAAAGAGACACAGAAACCUUAGGAAGAAAAACUAUCAUUUCCGGUUGAUUGCAAAGAGUCCAGCAUCCUCUGCAGUGAGGAGCCUGGUAAAUUCCCCUGCAGGAGGGGUCUUUUCAUCUUUAGGAGACCUGAGUUAUGCAGAAAAGCCUUUUGCACAAUUAGAUGCUCCCUUAGAACCUCCUACAGAAAAACUUCUUGAAGAAAAUCAGGCAGCAAUAGAUGAUACUGAAGAAAACAUCCUCAAACCAGCCCUCACUGGGCCUAAAGAAGCUGCAUUAGAAAAUAUUCCCCCUGAGAAUCCUACUGUAGAGUCUAAUGGGCCUACAUCUGAUUUAAUUACAACUGCUCAGCAAACAAGCGAGCCACGGUUAGACUUCAACUUGGGGUCUGACUCCCAUGACCAUUUCAAAGAAUUUGCUUACCCAUUACUGAUGUCACCAGGUGAACGCUUUGAAUCUCAGCUAAACCAGCAGUUGCGGCCCCGCAUCCCCAACAACAACAUGAGAAAGCUUAUUUCUCACGUUAUCAGGACUUUGAAGAUGGAUUGCUCUGAUCCCCGUGUACAACUGUUCUGUGCCAAACUCAUCUUCAGAACCGGCCUCCUGAUGAAGCAUCUCAGUGAGCAACAAGAAUUCAAGUUGUCCAGGGCCGAAUGGGAUAUGGACCAGUGGAAAACUGACAACAUCGUCAAUGAGAGCACAGAAACCCAAGGUGAACAGAAGGGUCUGGAACAAAGUCAGAUGCGUAGUGGAUAAAGGUACUUGCCACCUCACGAUGCAAGCCAGGUGACCAGAGUUCCAUGCCUGGAAGCCUCUUGAAGGUGGAAGGAGAGAACUAACUCCAUAUGCUGUCCUUUGACUUCUGCCUGC